This is a messenger RNA of Spirometra erinaceieuropaei, 3061 nucleotides long. Lineage: Eukaryota; Metazoa; Platyhelminthes; Cestoda; Diphyllobothriidea; Diphyllobothriidae. The record is from the annotation of a GenBank genome assembly.
AUGUCUGGCAACGAGGCUUAUGUUAACGCUUUGGAACGUGCUAAACAAGUAAGACAGGGUUCUUUUCGCUUAAUGAUCACUAAGGUUGUAUCAAAGUUCUCCGCCCCUGAUGACAGUCACUCCAAUGGCGGUGUUGCUGGAAGUAAACGGCCAGCCGACGACUCGAAUCCAUACGCAAGUGCUGAAAAGCGUCCUUUUGUUAACGAUAAAGCAGCCGCUGCUGCAGCGGAAGCUGCUGCCAGGAUUACACAGAAAAUAUCAGGUGGUGUCUCCGCUCCUGCCCCUCCCGCACCUGGUGGCGUCAGGACUAUAACUGCAGAGACCACGAUCCCAGACCGUUUUGUCGGCUUGGGUACGAUUCGUUUAGCCUUGCUUUUUAGUUCUAGUUAUCGGGAAAAAGGGUGAACAGAUCUCUCAAUUGCAGAAUGACUCUAAUUGUAAAGUCCAGAUUUCUCAAGGUAUGACAGCUUUUUAACAUUGCAACAUUACAGAGGGUGGGCGGCCUGAGCGCGUAGUAACUCUAACCGGCACUCCCCAACAAGUCCAGUAAGUUGCCAAAUUUCGCCUUAUUCUUCUCCAGACACGCGAAGCAGAUGUUGGCCGAUAUUAUUGACAGAGCCGAGAAAGCUGGUUUGGGCGGCCCACCUCCCCAGGGAAAUCCUCCAAUGAUGGAACCACCCGCUUACCAACACAAUGGCCCCAUUACUACGAUCGAGUUAAUGAUUCCGGGCACGAAAGCUGGGUUAGUAAUAGGGAAGAAUGGAGAGACAAUCAAACAACUCCAAGAAGAGAAUGGUGUCAAGAUGGUACUUAUUCAGCAAAGCAGCGCACCAACUCCGGAAGACAAGCCCUUGCGUAUCACUGGAGAGCCUAUGAGGGUUGAAAAGGCAAAGGCUCAGAUCUACGAGAUCAUCACGGUAAUCUCCUAUUUCGUGCUCACUAUUCUUCAUUAGCGAGGUCGGAUGAGUGGCUAUGGUGACAACGCGGAGGUAACGCGCUAUGCGGUGCCAGCCGAAAAAGCCGGUCUUGUCAUCGGCAAAGGAGGAGAAUCGAUAAAGGAAAUUUGUCGCGUUAGUUGCGCCCAUGUUGAAAUAUCGAAGGAACCACCACCGGAUCCGUCUAUCAAAAUUUUCAACAUCCGUGGUAAUCGAGGCGAGAUUGAACAAGCCAUAAGGUAGUUUUCUGAUGUUAUGUUCAUUCAAGUGUGUUGUAUGCGAUUUCACGUUUUUAUUAUAGCUUUAGCUCUGUAGUGUGCACCCGUUGUCUGCCCCCGUCGGGUGUGUGGGUAUUACUUUGUACAGACCGCUGGUUAAACUGCUAUAUUUCAUUGUUGGAAUGUUUCAACAUUUUAACGAUUCUAGCAUUUCCAGUAAUCAUCAAGCGGUAAGCUCUUGCGCAGGUCCUUAUGCGGUGGGUGCCGGUAAUCUGUAAGGUUUCCCAAAUUACACGUCCUGCGUGCGUGUUAGUCGCCAUUUUUAAUGACGGUCCGGAUUUCAUUUGGAUUUCAUUGAUAAAGUUGUUUGUGCGAAACCUUGAUUUAACGGGAUGUAUUAUUUCUGUUAACUUUGUUAAUCUUUAUGAUGCUUAGCCGUGUAACUUGUCUUGCUGUACAUUACUGUUCUCCGCAGUCGAUCCCCAAGCCACUUUAUUUGAGCCGUGACUACGCGUGGUUUCAUCAGUCGCCCAUUUCCGGCGCCCAUUAAAAUUAAUUCCUGGUUUAGGUGCCGGGCCCUUUUUCGCUUAUUAGCAAUUGCUAGGUGUUCAUCGUCUGGAUGGACCUGCACAGAGGCAUGCUGGUCUCCAGGGAGCUCUUGGACUAUUUAUUUUUGAUGUAUAUUUUAUAUAUGCAUUCUAAUGACUUUCUCUGACAUGGCGCCGUUUUCGUUUGUGUUGCCUUUGUAUUUUGGUGAAUAUCUCGCUAUAUACCUAUUGGUCAUGUCUUCGUAAAUGAAUAUGCCUCGUUCGCUAUGCGUUGCUGGAAUCUCUGUGCAUAAAGAAUGAUCUCUGAGCGUGCCGGUAUCCCUAUCACGAGACCCGCAACCGGGGCUGCAGUUUCCAGCACAUGGGGACAAUAUGGCUAUCCUCAACCAGGUAAGAAGUAUUUAUUUUGUUGCCCACUGACCAGUCCGGUCGGUGCAGUGGCGAAAGUAAAAACGCAGAGAGCUGAGAAGUCAAACGUUUCUGAGGUGGCAUCCACCGUAGCUCUGCUUAGACGUAAUCUUUGUAGGUUCAAAUUAAGCGGACCUUUUGUUAUAGUUUCUUUCAACUUACUUUUUAUGAUACAUUCAUAAUGAAAUGUAGUUCAUAGACUUAUAGUAAGGUGUUACCGGUGAGAUGUGACGCCUGGCCAGCCCGGUCGCUCAUCUACUCUUGACCACAUCUGUAUACCAUCCUCAUUUCAGAUCCUUGGGGUGGGGCGAAUGGUGCGGCGUCGUCAAUGGCCGGGAGUGGAAUGCCUGCUCCGACUUACAACCCUUACACUGGGCAGCCUGAUUACAGCGCCGCCUGGAUCGAGUAUUACAGACGCCAGGGCAUGCAUGAGUAUGCGGAUAUGAUCCAGCGCCAGUCCCAACAACAGGCAGGUGCAGUCGCUCCCGCUGCCGCCGCACCAAACGCACCAUCAGGUGUUGCGCCCGUUUCUCAUCCAGGCCAGCAUCCUGCUGGAGCUUCACAACCACAGCAACCCGGAUCCGUUGCAGCUCCCGCAGCCCCAGGUUAUGGAGCCGUCCCUGGCCAACCUGCCCAACAGGUUAGUCUUGGGUGUCUGAAGUCUUUAUGCGACUUUUUAUUCAACCGCACGCAUUUAAGACGACUUAUUUCCAAGUUGUUUGAACAAGAAUCUCGUGUUUUUUGUUUAAUGUAAUUUCGUGUGUUUCAGUGUGAUUACAAUCAAUGGCAACAGUGGCAACAGUAUCAGGCUUGGCAGCAAGCAUACCAGCAACCUCAGCAACCCGGUAUGGGCCAUCAGAUGCCCGGCGCAGGCAUGCAAUCGGCCUCCGGAGCGCCUCCGCCGGUGUCUAUGGGCGGAGUGAUGCAGCAUGCCCCCCAGCCACCACAAUAA